UUGAGAGGUGUCCCGGUGUAUCCAGCGGAGCCGGGGCCGCUCAGCCAGCGGUGAUCUGAAAUCCCGGCUCCAAGGUGAACUCGCUGCUCCCUGUAUCUUUCCAUCACUCCUUUGUCCUCUGACCCUGAUGUGUCUGACAAACAGGCCCUGUGAUGUGGCGUGGACCAAAGCCGCCCGAGCUGGCCGGAGGCUCAGACGGAACGUGGACUUUGGCCUCCGGACAGGGGCUUCUCCCUUCACACGGAGCCACGCGGCUGCGGGCACGACCUGCACGGGGAGGCUUCAUCCCCACGUGAGACGGGAAUUUGUUACCGUGAGAACCUCCCCUCGCUGCAGGUUUUGGGGAUGUGCCCGACAGGCGCUGGGAGAUCGCGUCCGUGCUCCCUCCCAACAGAGGUUGGGCCAGGUGAUCUUCCAAGGUCCCUUCCAACCUGGGCUGUUCUGUGGCAGUCGCUGCUACCUGGUUAUCAUAUUAAUUAAUGUUGAUCAGAUGAUUAACGGCAAUUCUGAUAUCUAGUUAGCCUUAGUAGGCUGGAUUAGAGGUUUUAUUCUUGGAAACUGCUAAACACUUGAUUUAAAAACAAGUGCUGUUAGUAGAGUCACUUAAGUACAUGACAAGGAAAUUCACCCCAGGGUUCCAAGUGUAAAAACAAGCUGCAGUGUUCAAGGUCAAGAACAUCUGGCUGGUUCCUUUCUCCUUAGCUUUUCUGUUCAGUCCUGAGCUGUCUCGAGCUCGUGUCCCACACAAAGCAACACGUUUAUCUCCAGCCGUGCUGCUCCUGGAGCUGGUACCGGGUUUAUCUUAUCCGCGGUGCGGCAGUGACGUUUCCCUGUGUUCAGCUGCUCAGGGCUGGGCUGUCUGGAAGACAAGGAUGCUCAAUCACUUCAGGAAUUUGGGGGUUAAUGCAGUUUUUAUAGCUGAACACUUUAUUCUUUUGGGGCAUUUCAUAUUAAUUAAAAAGCACGUGAGACUAAGCUCAGCCCUAGGGCUGUUCCUAUUGCUCUUGUGUUCCUGAGGGUGGCAGAAACAGGAGUAACGCAAUUUGACCAGUGCUGCCCGUUGUGCCAAAAAUAUCCUGUGCUUAAAUUAACUCUGCGCUUCAGUGCGUUGGUAUUUCUAGGCAGCUUAAGCAACGGGGGAGCAAGGAACUGGCUACUGCAAUUGCGAGAGCUGGCAAAGACGGUGAGAGGCAGGUUUCAUUCCCAACCUGUGCUUGCGUCCCACUUAUUCAGCCUCCAGGAGCACCCGUGGCAGCGGCCGCGUAGCCCAUAUGAGAGCACAGGUGAACGGCUCCGUUGGCAGCUUCACUGAAUGCCUGUUUCUCAACGUUUCAGCUCUGCCGAAGGUGCGCAGCAGCUCACGAGGUCUCUGCCCCCGUUUCACAGCCAGCUGAACUGCCACUGAACCGGCUGCCAGACGACAGCAAACAGCGCGGCACCGGCACCGCGGCGCUGGCAGCAGCCGGGCUGGGACCGCGCACCCGGUGCUGCACCGCGCGCUGUCCUGCGGCUCCUCGAGCGCUUCCCCGGCCCCUCGAGCUGAUCCCCAGCAGCGGUUCCCCAGCUCCUCGAGCCAUUCCCCAGCUCCUCGAGCUGUUCCCCGGCCCCUCGAGCGGCUCCCCAGCCCCUCAAGCCUUUCUCUGCCCCCCGUGCUCCCCCAGGCCGCGGGGCGGGGAGCCAGCCCCUCUGGCCACGGGCCACUCGAGAGUCCAGCCCGUGGGUACUUCAGAAUCUGAACAAGGAGUGUGAAAAUUUCUCAGUCAUCUUAACUAAUUUCUGUUCUCCCUUUGCUAAAUGUCAGGAGUACCAAUGUUUUGUGGGGAUUCUUUUUGGUUGUUAUAAGGUGCACCUUUGCUGUGCUGGACUUGCAUACAUGGAAACAAUUGGUCCAGUUUUGGUUUAUUUUGUUUUUUCCUUCAGUUUCUUGCACAGAGUAAAUGAACUGUUUCCACCGGGCACUGGUAUGGAACAGAGACAGAAACUGCUGACACUAUUAGUAACCCAGGACACACAACAACUUUGACAUAUUGUCACAAAAUACGAGUCUUACGUAGGCAAAGUCGUUGAGUAACGGGGCCUUGGAGAGGGCGCCGCUGUGGGAGCUGCAAAGCUGCCGUUUCUAACCUGGAAAUCCGCACAGACGCCGCCAGGCCCUCCUGCCGCCCCCCGUCUCCCUGCCUCUUCUACCAGCGCCUGGUGACACCAGCAGAAUUGGGAACUGAGAUGCACAUAAAGAAAGGACUUCACGGGAAAAAACAAGCGAGAACUUUGAAGUUUGGCUGUUUGAUGUGCCACGAUCCACUGACCCGUUUCCUUCGCUUCAUAAGACCCAGGAAGGUAAAAUAACGAGGGGUUUGAUUCCUCCUCCCAGGGAUGGAAGACAAACAGGGCAGAGGAAAGAGUAUGAGAAGAACCCCAGAAGAACAGAUUUUCCAAGAGUGGCUGCAGACAAUGUGCUGGGAAAGGUUUUUAUUUAAUCCUGGUGAAGUUUGGGCUAAGGGGCAAUCAUCUGACAACAUGGCAUUAUCUUAACCUAAGUAACUUGCCUUCCACGCUGGCACUUCUGCUUCCAUGUGAAGCAAUCACAGAAAAUGGCAGCUUAUUACACCCAGGUUUGUAUUUGCAAUUUAGCUAAAAUUUGCAAUUUCGCUGCUUUAUGCAGUACUUUUCUACUUGAAGUAACUUAGAACAUUGUGUCCUCCCAAACCUGCACACACUUAACAUGGAUGAGUUGAUAUUCUCUUCAUGUUACUCUGCAAUCUCAAAAAUCCUGUACCUGACAGAUGUGACGUACGUGGGACAGAUGUGGGAGCCAGAGGCACAAAACCUCAGGGAUGAGGAGGAGGAGCAGCGAGUCCCAGCACAUCCGUGUACAGACCAGGAACCUUCGACAUCCACUUUGUCCAUCUGUCCCCGGGUCUGUAAAUUGAGAAGAUUAUAGAGAAGAUGAGGUGACAGGCAGCUCUUCAACAUCCUUUUCUCUAGGAUGCUGCAGUCUCAUGUCACAAUGGAACAAACAAAUUAAUUGCAAACUGUCCUUCCACAUCAAUGGGAGCUGUGACACCUUUUAAGAGACGAAUGGUGUGCUACUUCAGGGAUUAGUUGUCCAGAGAUUAUUAUCUUUAAUGACACAUUAGAAUCCUUGGAAGAAGCCUAUUAUUUAUCACGCACAACGCACUUCCUACAUCCCCAAACCCAUCUGCAAAGUACUACAUCCACUUUUGAAAUGCUGUGUGUGUGGAAAGGAAGGUUAAGUACGUUCCUCGUGAUUCUUUCGUGUACCAAGACUGAGAGGCAGAAUCAAAAGCGUGAUUCUUUGCUCCAAACAAGGUUAAGACAACACGCCCAGCUGACAAAGCCGCGCACACCGGGAAUGUCACCAACGUGAAGUAACGUUACGGCUUUUAUCUUUACCAGAACGCUUUGGGCCAGGCACCCUUUGGCUUGCAAACACAGCGCGGGGUUCUGGUAAUGCGUUGGGUAGGCUUUAAAAAAAGGACCAGUUGGCACAUCUGGUGCGCUGGGCAGCCAAAGUACAAGUGGAAGGAGAGUAAAUCAUUAGCUCGACAGACAGGCCUUGAACCAGAUUGCUCCGGCAGAUGCUAACUUGGUAAUUCCCUCUUGCUCCGAAACGAACUUUGUUCCUGUAAUGACUGACAGGUGAUGCAACGAUAAGAGAAUGAAGUCUAUAAAAAUCCAGCUGAAGCUUGGAAGGUUCUACUUGGGGCUUUUCCUCCCUCCGCCCAAAACUGGUCCUGCGGUGAGCGACAGCUCCUCUGCCAAGAUGCACUGGUGGAAAGUGACGCUGGUCGUGUUGCUCUGCACGCUGCUGCUCAGCCAGGCGCGGGCGGCGGCGGUGCCGGCCCGGGCAGCACGGGAGAGGCGCAUGACGCCGUUCUGGAGAGGAGUCUCGCUCAGGCCCGUCGGAGCCUCGUGCAGGGAUAACAGCGAAUGCAUCACCAUGCUCUGCAGGAAAAACCGCUGUUUCCUUCGAACCGCCGCCGAGUGACCUGGCAGGAUGAAAACCACCCAGCGCUGUUACUGUGAACAACCCUCCCCUCCACUUGUGAAAUAUUUAUUGACCGUUCAAAGCUAGAACAGCAAAUCGAGCAAUAAAUACAUUUAACAUCUGUCAGACGAACUGCUAAAAGGACCUCAAAGAGCUCGAGCGUGUUCCGUCCCCACGGCUGCACCUCGGCGGCACGCGCUUCAGGACGCCGCUCUGGCCAAGCUCAAUAAAAGGACUCUGCAUCCCACGUUUGGUUUGGGUUUUGUGUUUAUUUUUUGUUGGGUUUUUUGGUUGUUGUAAUAUUUAAUUACUUUUUUUUAAGGUGUGAAUUAAAAAUUAAAACUCAGCAAAGCAGCGUGU
Columba livia (rock pigeon) is the source of this 4369-nucleotide messenger RNA. RefSeq names its product liver enriched antimicrobial peptide 2 (gene LEAP2). Gene Ontology annotation, biological process: antimicrobial humoral immune response mediated by antimicrobial peptide; defense response to bacterium. NCBI's taxonomy places the organism in Eukaryota, Metazoa, Chordata, Aves, Columbiformes, Columbidae. The record is from RefSeq and is a predicted model, not a curated record.